AUGGCACACUACCCAAUCCAGCUUCAGAAGCUCACAACGCCUAUAGAGGUUGCGCAGCAGUCACGAGCACGGAAGAAGCAGGAUUUUCUCAUCGCCUUCUCUCCGAUCAUUGCCGAAGCUACGGCGAUCGCAUACAAGGGUGCAUCAAAUGAGAUCCAGCAAAAGAUCCGGCGCGUGGUCGAGGUGUGGAGGCAACGAUCCAUCUUUGAGUUGCCCAUCCAGGAAGCCGUAGAGUCUCGUGUGGAUGAGAUUGAUAAGUCGCGCUCGACCGGUAAAAAGCCCCCGUUGGGCGGAUCCCUCUUUUCAAGCUCAUCUGGCUCAACGCCGUCCGAGCUUCAGCCCUUGGUUCCUCUUCAAGUCGCCCUCUCCAAAGCUACAGUGUCCUCUGGUGCGACUGCUACCGCCGCCAACGCGGAGUAUGAUAAAAUGAAUGAUCCCAACACUCCGUUACCGACCCCGCCUGUGCACGCAGCACGACUGAGUCAGUUGCUAAAGGCCCUUGCCAACGCGGAGAACUCGGUAUCGGAGGUCAUCAAGUCGCGGACAGCUUUGAUCGAAGGGCUAGAGAAACUUCUGGAGACCAAUCGCUCUGCGCUCUCCAGGGAGCAAUCUUUAAUCGCACAGCUGUCGGAGCGAAAAUCAGAGACGGAAUCGAAGAAACGAAAGGUUGAAGACGGGAUCAUGCGAGGAUUGUCGGUCGAGCACAACACGGCGACUAGCUCAAACGAUUCCGUCACUGAGGGGGAAGCUGUGCCUCGUCCUGAGGUUGAGGCUUUGACUCCUCCCCCGGUGGAGGCUCUUACUCCUGUCGGGUCACCCAAGCACGAGCCUCAGGAUAUAAACGAGCCCCAGGCGACUGAGUUCACGUUGCCGGGGUUUGACCAUAUCGAGGAAGAUGCCAAUGGGCUUCAUGCCAAAAAGCGCAAGGUGACGCAUGAGGAGGACUACGCGAAAUUUGCGAGCGGAGAUCUGGAUGCUGAUGUGGCCGAACUGCUGCAGCAGGAAAGUAACGCGCAGCAGUAG
This is a messenger RNA of Aspergillus terreus NIH2624, 1023 nucleotides long. RefSeq lists its product as uncharacterized. The transcript is spliced from 3 exons. Lineage: Eukaryota; Fungi; Ascomycota; Eurotiomycetes; Eurotiales; Aspergillaceae. Bases 1 to 1023 code for a protein of 340 amino acids. The record is from RefSeq and is a predicted model, not a curated record.